GGAUCAUGCUAACUUUUCGUCUAGUUUGGAGAAAGAACCCCCCCGACGAGCGACUCCCUGGCGGAUGCUCGAACAUCCUUGGAUGCUGGACAUGAAAAACAAAAAGGUCAACAUGGCCAACUUCGUAAGGCAAGUCUGGGAUUGGAAAGACUAGAUUGCCUGCCUGCAGCAACUGGAUCUCGGCAAUCAUUCAUGCACCUUCCGGACGGAAUGCUCCACCUCUAAUACGAUCGCACAUAACGGUCUCUCCUUUGAUGCUUACAAGUGGCUGGCCCUUGGUUGACCCGGAUGUCAAAAGCAUACGAAUUGUGAUCAUGACGACACUCAUUUUCUUCGCGGCACUGUCUAUCCUUUAUUGGAAUCAUGGAGUUGGGAAUGUUUUCUUCAUUAUCAUCACCCGACAUGAUCACGCCUUCCUUUAAUUUGCCUCCCCGCUGGUUCAGCAUUUGUCCCGUCCUGUGCAUUGCGUCCGAUUGUCAUCUCGGUUCUUUAUUUCUACCCAAAACCGUUGUCAUUCCAUCCUGCAACCUGAGGUUGUUUCUGUUCAAAACCAUCGCCAGCGGUGCUGACGCUUGUUCCUCUUUUCCGGUUGAGACGGGGAGAGAUUGGUAUCCUUGGUUUCUAUUUAUCAUCUAUCCUGUCGAGUUUGUUCCAUAUAUCAUACUACAUACAUUAUCCUCUUAUCAUCCUCAUCCAUUGAUCUGGUUUAUCAUCAUUUCCGGCUUUCAUUCUCCGAUUGUACGCAUGCAGAUACAUACAUACAGCCACACGGAAGACAUAUUCAUUUACAGUCUGAUUAGCCUGUUCUUUCUGCUUGUGAGCGUGCGUUGUGACAAGGCAGGGUCCGCAUAUUGUGUAUAGUGAUUGGCACCGGAAUAGCGAUACAGGAAUAUCAAG
Molecule: messenger RNA, 897 nt
Organism: Aspergillus costaricaensis CBS 115574
Lineage: Eukaryota; Fungi; Ascomycota; Eurotiomycetes; Eurotiales; Aspergillaceae
Exons: 1
Coding region: 364-861 (165 amino acids)
Source: RefSeq, a predicted model, not a curated record